AUGUCCCCAUCAGCUAUCGCCUCAAUCUCCGACUCGGAUUUCCUGGCGCUGGCAUUGGGAAGUGACCAGCAGCGUCCGAAAGAGGAUGAGGUCAUUCCCAUCAAUCCGGCACGGAACGGCAUCAACUCACGUUUCCAAGGUGCAACGAAGAAUUAUUACGGAAAGACUGACCCCGGCAAUCUCGAUUCGAGACACUGGAACACGGGUGGAACAAAUUUGGGCGGCACCACCAUGAGGGAGGCCCAUCUAAAAGUGGACGGGGGCACCAGAUCGGUUCUUGGGAAGGCCUUACGGGACGCCCGCAGCCGAAACGAGCUGUGGCACAAAAUUGGUGCCCCACCAACGUCUUCGUGCCGUGGAGACGCUAUUCGCCAUGCCGUUUUCCGUGAACAGCAAUGCAAAUUGGCCAUAGAGUCCUUUGAUCAAAUGCCUCUUUUGGCACCUUAA
Molecule: messenger RNA, 447 nt
Organism: Fonsecaea nubica
Lineage: Eukaryota; Fungi; Ascomycota; Eurotiomycetes; Chaetothyriales; Herpotrichiellaceae
Exons: 2
Coding region: 1-447 (148 amino acids)
Source: RefSeq, a predicted model, not a curated record